GUUUUCGAAUUUUCACCACUAUAAAACCUCACAAGAACCUCCUCAUAACUCAGCAAUUUCCAAAACAACAUUCCUAACACUACACUCCAAGCAACUAGCUUCUCUACUACUCAAUACUAUGUUUCUAUCGGCAUCUAUGGCUUCUUCUUCACUUCACGUUGCUAUCUUCUCUUUAAUCUUCUUAUUCUCACUCGCCGCUGCAAAUGAAGUCACCGUCGGUGGAAAAUCCGGCGACUGGAAGAUCCCUCCUUCCUCUUCUUACUCAUUCACUGAGUGGGCUCAAAAAGCUCGCUUCAAAGUCGGCGACUUUAUUGUUUUCCGGUAUGAAUCUGGUAAAGACUCUGUUUUGGAAGUAACAAAAGAAGCUUACAACAGCUGCAACACCACGAACCCUUUGGCUAACUACACUGAUGGAGAAACCAAGGUGAAAUUGGACAGGUCUGGUCCUUUCUACUUCAUUAGUGGAGCUAAUGGUCACUGUGAGAAAGGUCAGAAGCUGAGCCUUGUUGUGAUCAGUCCUCGUCACAGUGUCAUCUCUCCAGCUCCUUCUCCGGUUGAAUUCGAAGAUGGUCCAGCUUUGGCUCCAGCUCCCAUUAGCGGCUCAGUUAGGCUUGGUGGUUGUUAUGUUGUGUUAGGUCUUGUUCUUGGUCUAUGUGCUUGGUUCUGAUUUGGAACCAUGUGAUGAGUUUGCUUUUUAGAAUGAGCUUUUUGUUUCAAAAAGCUUUCUUUCUUAUGAUUACAUGUUGUGUUGUUGUUAGCUAAGAGAUCUUUGUCCUUUGGCUCCUUGCUACUAUUUUGUUAUAAAUUCAAUUUAUUAUUAUUUCUCAGAACUGCCACAAA
Molecule: messenger RNA, 840 nt
Organism: Arabidopsis thaliana (thale cress)
Lineage: Eukaryota; Viridiplantae; Streptophyta; Magnoliopsida; Brassicales; Brassicaceae
Gene: ENODL14
Product: early nodulin-like protein 14
Exons: 2
Coding region: 119-667 (182 amino acids)
Cellular component (GO): membrane; plasma membrane
Molecular function (GO): electron transfer activity
Source: RefSeq, marked reviewed